Molecule: messenger RNA, 2857 nt
Organism: Xiphophorus hellerii (green swordtail)
Lineage: Eukaryota; Metazoa; Chordata; Actinopteri; Cyprinodontiformes; Poeciliidae
Gene: tcf15
Product: transcription factor 15
Exons: 2
Coding region: 380-922 (180 amino acids)
Biological process (GO): regulation of transcription by RNA polymerase II; developmental process
Molecular function (GO): DNA-binding transcription factor activity, RNA polymerase II-specific; RNA polymerase II transcription regulatory region sequence-specific DNA binding; protein dimerization activity
Source: RefSeq, a predicted model, not a curated record
AAUAUUGAUAUUUUUCACUCUUCCUAAUCUAAAACAUCGUUGGUGUGAAAAUGCUGCUGUCUUGUGUAGACCACUUGCCAUUUUCUGCUACUAAUAACUUGAUAUUUCAUAUUAAAAUAAUACAAACUAAACAUUUUGCAUGGGACUAGAGUGAGCAGGCAGCUCCUCCCAUCCAGCUAUAAGAGCCCAGCUGACCUGCGGGUCCUCCACCCUGAAGUAGGCCAGCUCAAGCUGCCUCAUGAAGGCUUGGGCAGCUUUCUCACAAGCUUUGGUUCGAGGAUCUCAGUCCCACAUGGAAAUGUAGACGCAGCUCGCCGGCCUGGUUUGUCUUCCGGAGCGACUCUGAAGCGGAUUAAGGAGGCACUGGUAACUUUUAAUCAUGACUUUCGCCAUGCUGCGCCCCGUGGCGACGCACUUGAUCUACUCGGACUUCACGGUUACCAACUCCGAGGACGAAGAGAACCGCAGCGAGAGCGACGGCAGCUCGGAGCAGAGCUACUGCGGCUCCACGGAGAAACGGAGUCGCAUCUCCCGCAAGCUGGAGGGCGACUCCGCGGUGGUGAUGAAGCAGCGGAGCGCGGCCAACGCCAGGGAGAGGGGCCGGACCCAGAGCGUCAACACGGCGUUCACGGCCCUCCGGACUCUCAUUCCCACCGAGCCGGUGGACAGGAAGCUCUCCAAGAUUGAAACGCUCCGACUGGCGUCCAGCUACAUCUCCCACCUGGCCAACGUGCUUCUGAUCGGGGACGCCGGCGCAGAGGGACAGCCGUGCCUCGGAGCGGUCCAUGCGCAGGGCGAGGGCGCGGGGAAGCAGCCGCGCACCAUCUGCACCUUCUGCUUGAGCAACCAGAGGAAAGGGAUUAAAGAUGGGAAAGACUGUUUGAAAAUGCGAGGACUCGGUCCGCUGCGAGUGAGGCGCUGACCGGAUGGAUCGUUUGCAACCUGAAAACCCUCAAGACUUUCUCAGGGAAAGAGCUGAAACUGGUGCAACAAAGAGCGCUCGCUCUCACGUACCUGUACACACAUGCUGGAUUAAAAGGUGGCACCAAAGAAGAGACUAUUUAUACUUGACUGAGACAUCCGAGACUGUAAGACGUUCAAACAUGCAGUGCAUUUGUUUGAAUCUCAAUGGUCUUGUCUUUUUUUUUUUAUUUGGAAGAUGUUUUAAAUAAAAUAUAUUUUAUCAAAAUGAAAGGCAUUUUUACAAUCUCAUUUGGUGACAAUGGAUGUGUCACAAUCUAAAGUUAGUGCAAAACAAAAAAUUUUAAGACUCCCAGUUGCCGUUUUGGAUGAAUAUGAAAUGUUUCCUGCAUCUCCCAAACCUUCGUGUCUCCAUGGUUUCAUCCAGCAUGUUGUUGAGAAACUUACAGCAAAAAGUUCAGCGUCUCUAGUGUCACUCCCCCCUUCAAAUCUCACCAUGCAGUGUUUUUUUGAAGUCUGUUUCCAAUUAGUCACGGCAAAUAGUAGCCCACACUCUGCUCUGAGCCCCAACACAGCUGUUGGUGUGUCAGAGGGAUAAAUCACCGCCGUGGGCCCACUGGACAAGACGAGAUGGGGUGAGAGGUGAAAGGUCGCAGCUCUGAAGUGAAGUGAAAUGUAAUGAUGGCAAAUGACGCAGUUAGACUUGUCCCUUUUUCAUCUUUUCUUGUUAGUGGUUUAGUUCACGUUGUCAUAAUGUUUUCACACCUGAUAGUCCAGAGGACUCGGUUCGAUUUGGGGCCAAAAUUGCAAAGUUAGUUAUAUUUUCAGCUGCAGUUUGCUUUCUCACUGCACUGUGUCAAACAAACCAAACCCUUUGAAGAACCUGUUCCCCUCCUCACCUGUGGUGGCGCUGCACCAAGAACCACUGAAGGAAAAGACAUGAAAACCUCAGAGGAAGACAUUGAGCUCAACUUCCUCCUUCAUAAAAUGUAAACAAAAAUAGAGUAUCGUCAGAUUUGAGUGGCUUUACAAAUUCUUGUGUUGUGGGUAAAAAAAUCGCUGGCGCUAGUCUUGCUUGUUUGUUUUGGUUGUAUUUACCCAGAAUGCCCUGCACUGGAGUCCACUUCCUGCUUUUGGAGCUUCACUUGGCGUUCACAUGUGCAUUUGAACCGUGCCAGAAUUCACUUUAAUCGAAGGGAGACCUACAUUUUCAGAUGAUGUUCGCUUUUUUGAUCCACAUUCACACCAGUGGUGGGAAGAUUGAUCCAUAAUAUUGAAAAUAUUGAUACCAGGUCGGUAUCAGUAUUGGGUUAAAAGAUCAAUACUUUAGAUUCAGAUUCAGUCUUGAAAUUUUAUUUUACUUUUGCGUAAAGAAGAGAUUUUGUUUUGCUCUUUAAUUUUUUUGCAUUUUGUUUAUUUAGGAAAAAUGCACACAGAUCAUAUUAGAAUGGAAUAUACUUUAUUGAUCCCUCGGGAGAAAUUGAUUAAUAGUUGACAAGCUACUCUAUUUAAGGUGUUAAAUAUUAAAUAUAACUCUAAGAGAUCAAGUUUAUAAAGGCUUAAGAUUGAUGUAGGUAAUUUAAUAUGAAUAUAAAUAGAUAACAAGCAUGCACAUGCAAAUAUGUUAAUCUAAAAAAUAAUUAUUAGAAUAAUUAAAGUACUUUCUAGACACUUAUAAGCUUUAUCCAAAUUGUGUUCUAAUUUGGGUAAAACAAAAAGAAUUAAAGGAAAACAGGUCACAAAGAGGCUGAUUCCUAAUCCUCUCUGAUUGGUGCUUCUCCACUUUAACUUUUUUAAAAUCACUGUUUGUGGUAUUAAAUAAUGGAGUGUUUUUGUUUUAGUGUGACAUAUUAUAGCUGUGAGAGUGUUGCUACUUAUGACCAAAAGGUCAUAAAUUUUAUAAUAUAUCAAACUUAAAUAGAAAGUAUCGGUGAUA